Phlebotomus papatasi is the source of this 2515-nucleotide messenger RNA. RefSeq names its product innexin inx3. The coding region runs from base 344 to 1537 and encodes 397 amino acids. Gene Ontology annotation, biological process: phototransduction. The record is from RefSeq and is a predicted model, not a curated record. The transcript has 6 exons. NCBI's taxonomy places the organism in Eukaryota, Metazoa, Arthropoda, Insecta, Diptera, Psychodidae. Gene Ontology annotation, cellular component: gap junction; plasma membrane. Gene Ontology annotation, molecular function: gap junction channel activity.
AGGGGAACGAGGGACCCAAAACGCAACCAGUUUGAGCUUAGUUGAAGAAAGAGACUUGCACCAGAAGGCAACCUCUCGGAAUUCACAUCAGAAACCACACUCCUCAGUUAGUCUGAGACCUCCGGAGGGGAAACGCAAUGGUCGGAUCAAUUGCCCUCAUGUGUGAUCUCUGAGUGUAUCUGAAAUUCAAUACAUUCCAUACAUUCCUCUUACCACCUUUUUCGCAAAAUAUAUAUACACAAUUUAUAAAAAAGACACCAAUUCAACAAGUUUGACCCGCGAUUGAGUGAAAAUUAGAACACCAGCUACGUGUCUUUUAUCAUCGUAGUUUUAUAGAGUAAACAUGGCAGUGUUUGGUUUAGUGUCUGCCGUAGCCGGCUUUGUCAAAGUUCGGUAUCUUAUUGAUAAGGCCAUCAUCGAUAAUAUGAUCUUUAGAUGUCACUAUAGGAUAACUAGUGCGAUCUUAUUCGUCUGUUGCAUCAUUGUCACAGCUAAUAAUUUAAUAGGUGAUCCAAUUUCUUGCAUUAACGAUGGGGCCGUUCCCACUCAUGUGAUCAAUACAUACUGCUGGAUCACAUAUACUUUCUCCAUUCCCGGACAACAUGGUAGAUCAAUUGGCACAGAAGUUGCCCAUUCGGGAUUGGGAAAUGACAAUGCUGAAAAAACUUUCCACAGCUACUAUCAGUGGGUUCCCUUCAUGCUCUUCUUCCAGGGAAUUCUCUUCUACAUUCCUCAUUGGUUUUGGAAGAAUAUUGAAGAUGGAAAAGUUCGUAUGAUCUCGGAGGGAAUGCGUGGAUUCCUUGUAUCAAAUGUCGAAGAGAGAUUAUCAAGACAACGACGCCUUGUUCAGUACAUGGUAGACAGUUUGAGUACGCACAAUACCUACGCUACGGGAUACUUUAUCUGCGAAAUCCUCAAUUUUAUCAAUGUGGUUGGAAAUAUAUUUUUCGUGGAUAAAUUCCUCGGUGGAGCUUUUUUGACAUACGGAACAGAUGUCGUCAAAUUCAGCAAUAUGAACCAAGAAAGUCGAUAUGAUCCAAUGGUGGAAGUUUUUCCAAGAGUCACUAAAUGUACAUUCCACAAAUACGGAUCUUCGGGAAGUAUUCAGAAACACGAUGCUCUCUGUGUUCUUGCACUAAAUAUUCUCAAUGAGAAAAUCUACAUCUUCUUAUGGUUCUGGUUUAUCAUUCUAUCAGUUCUUUCCGGUAUGGCCAUCAUCUAUUCAGCUGUCAUCGUGAUGAUGCCAACAACACGUGAAUUUAUUAUUAGGCGUCGCCUUCGCUAUAAAAGCUCGCAGGAAAUUGAGGCACUGAUUAGGAAAAUUGAGGUUGGAGAUUUUCUACUACUUCAUCUACUGGGACAAAAUAUAAAUGUGGCAUCAUUUGGUGAUAUACUACACUUACUAUGCAAUCAACUUGUUGAGAGUCCCGACGUAACCCCAUCGGCCCCAUCAACCCUAGAAAUGGCACCGCCAGCCCUAGAAAUGGAUCCAAUUAACAAUCCAUUGCUGAAGAAUCUCCAAAUGGAAAAAGUCUGAUAGUGAUUGAAAUGGGGAAGAACUUAGAUCAACAAACAUUCAACAUUUCUUUUUUUUUAUAUAAAAAAAAACAUUUCAUCAACAUAAGAAAUGUAAGGAAGGAAUAUUAAGGCCAAAAAUCCUUCCUAUAUUCAAAUUGUCAUCCUUUGCAUGAAAAAAAAAUUCUACAGCAUUUUUUUCCCAUAUAUAGUUAGAAAUGUGCAAAAUUUAGCAUUUAAAAAACUCAUUUUAUCUCAUAACAAAGUGAUAUCUAUAAAAAAAAAAUUUCGCAAAAGUAUUCUAAUUAAAGUAAAACGAUGUGAAAAGACAAGAGAAAUUAUCAUUCCCAUUUAGAAAAUGAAAAUCACCUCCCCUUCUUUUUUUUCAAUCGAGAUCAUAAAAUAGAUACAAUAAUUUUACUUAAAAUUUUUAUUAUUAUCAAUGACGCCAUAUUUUCUUAGAAUUUUAUUUAAUUAAGAAAUUUUAACGAUUGUUUUAUGAAUGAAAGCGUAGCAGUUGUCCCGCAGAAUUGUACAAGAUCAUAUUUUAGUUCUUUUUUUCUCUAAUUAUUACAUAUUCAAUACCACGUAGAAUGCUUUUUUUAUUUUAUUUGUCUUCAUAAAAAUAGACAGAGAGAGAAAAUAAAACAAAUCUCAUAUUUCACUUUUGUAUUGCACAACAAUAAUAUCGUAUUUUAUCAAGACUGCAAAAGAUCAAUAUAAAAUUGCUGUGCAAUUGAAUGGAGAGAAAAAUUUCGCAUGUGUAUGUCUCUUUUAUAAAAAUAAUAUUUUUUUAUAUCAUAAGAAAUUCCAUUCUACUGAAAAGAAAUCUUAAUAAUAGAAAUAAUUUGAGUAGAUAGGCAAAAACAAAACAUGAGAAUAAGUAUUUGCAGAGAGAAGAUUUCUUCGUAUUUUUGAUAAGAACUCUUUUUUUAAGAUAAAUUGUAUCUAAGAAAAUGCCGGAAUAUUUUGUGAUUAAUAAAUAUUCACAUAAAUUUAA